AACCAUAUAUCCAUAACUUUUUAUUACAAGAUCUGUCACUAUUUCAAACCCUAAGAAGUAGUUUUGACUAAGCCGAACUUGAAAAUUCUGUUUUUUUUUUUUAUGUUUGUUUUUAACUCGAAUAGAAAGUCAAACAUUUAAAAACUUAAUUACAUAAUUAAAAAACUUAUUUCCCUUCUAUAUAUAAAGUGAAAUAAGUAAUUAUUAUUCGAAUAUAAAGAAAAAAAUAGUGGUGAAGUGGGCGUACACUUCGAAGCUGGAAGGAGAGGCAGAAAGAAGGCCGCCUCGCCUAGAUAUUCACUCCUUUGCAUUUUUCUUUCCCUCAUAAACUCUCUCUCUCUCUCUCUCUCUCUCUCUCACUACACUCAAGCGAAUUCCAAACAAUGACGACCGCCAUGUUGAGAUCUGCCCUGCGGAAGAGAGCGGCGGCGUCAUACUUGUCGAGCCGUGGCUUCGCUUCGGCGCCGGGGCAACAACGGAAGGUCGCGAUUUUGGGCGCCGCCGGCGGGAUCGGGCAGCCGCUAUCUCUUUUGAUGAAGCUGAAUCCGAUGGUCUCGCACCUCUCUCUCUACGAUAUCGCCGGAACACCUGGUGUCGCCGCUGACGUUAGCCACAUUAACACCAGAUCUGAGGUGAAAGGAUAUGCGGGUGAGGAUCAGCUAGGGGCUGCUUUGGAGGGUUCAGAUGUGGUCAUUAUUCCAGCUGGUGUGCCAAGAAAGCCUGGCAUGACCCGUGAUGACCUCUUCAAGAUUAAUGCCGGCAUUGUCAAAUCUCUUUGUGAGGCAAUUGCCAAAUAUUGCCCCAAUGCUCUGGUCAAUAUGAUCAGCAACCCUGUGAAUUCAACUGUACCAAUUGCUGCUGAAAUCUUCAAGCUCAAGGGAGUAUAUGAUGAGAGGAGACUCUUUGGUGUAACCACUCUUGAUGUUGUUAGAGCCAAAACAUUCUAUGCGGGCAAGGCCCAAGCCAAUGUUGCUGAUGUCAACGUACCUGUUAUUGGUGGUCAUGCUGGAAUUACUAUUCUCCCCUUGUUUUCACAAGCCACACCCUCAGCAAAUCUGUCAGCUGGAGAAAUUACAGCUCUCACUAAGAGAACACAAGAUGGUGGAACUGAAGUUGUCGAAGCCAAGGCCGGAAAGGGAUCAGCUACACUUUCAAUGGCGUAUGCUGGGGCCAUAUUUGCCGAUGCUUGCCUAAAAGGGCUUAAUGGAGUCCCGGAUGUGGUAGAAUGUUCAUUUGUGCAGUCAACUGUGACAGAGCUACCUUUCUUUGCAUCAAAGGUAAGACUUGGGAAGAAUGGCGUGGAGGAAGUUUUAGGUCUGGGUCCUAUGACUGAUUUCGAGAAAGAAGGACUGAAAGCUCUAAUGCCAGAGUUGAAGUCAUCGAUUGAGAAGGGCAUUGCUUUUGUUCAUGGCGCUUGAGAAGUGGCAGGCUAGAUACUGACUCAAUUUUGCUGAUGUUGUAUUCUCUAUUGGUGUUUCUUGCUACCGCAGUGAAACAUUACAGCAAUAAGACAAGUUGUAUUACCUUCAAACAAUGGUUCUGAACCAGCCCUACGUAAUUUUUUCAGGAUAAUGUGUGCCAAAUAUUUAGCUGACCUUUUGUGUCAAGUCCUUGAAAUGAGUAUUUAACAAAAGUUGUUAAAUAAAUGCAGGGUUUUCUUUA
Messenger RNA from Salvia miltiorrhiza (redroot sage), 1662 nucleotides. RefSeq names its product malate dehydrogenase, mitochondrial-like. Gene Ontology annotation, biological process: tricarboxylic acid cycle; malate metabolic process. The transcript has 7 exons. Lineage: Eukaryota; Viridiplantae; Streptophyta; Magnoliopsida; Lamiales; Lamiaceae. The coding region runs from base 384 to 1418 and encodes 344 amino acids. Gene Ontology annotation, molecular function: L-malate dehydrogenase (NAD+) activity. The record is from RefSeq and is a predicted model, not a curated record. Gene Ontology annotation, cellular component: mitochondrion; cytoplasm.